Messenger RNA from Candidozyma duobushaemuli, 597 nucleotides. It is a transcript of the gene VMA22, whose product is annotated as Vma22p. Bases 1 to 597 code for a protein of 198 amino acids. Gene Ontology annotation, cellular component: Vma12-Vma22 assembly complex; extrinsic component of endoplasmic reticulum membrane. The record is from RefSeq and is a predicted model, not a curated record. Gene Ontology annotation, biological process: vacuolar proton-transporting V-type ATPase complex assembly. The transcript has a single exon. Lineage: Eukaryota; Fungi; Ascomycota; Pichiomycetes; Serinales; Metschnikowiaceae.
AUGAAUCAAGAUCAAGACGACCUUGUGAUCCAGCUUCUAGAGCGUCUAGAUCGCUACGAAAAACUAGCCAAUGACACCUUCCGUGUGAACUUCAUCACCGGCAUGCAGCAUCUCAGCAGAGCCAACUUCAACAGUGAAAACAGGAAGUAUGGCAUGGAUUCGCUUGAUCGAAGGCCAUAUGAUGCCUGUAAGGUGGUGGAGGGCAAUGGUAGUUUUAAGCUUAGGGACAGGUUGAAGGAAUUGAAAGAGAAGAAAAAGCUGGAUCUGGAGAAGGAGAAGCUGGAGCCGGAAAAGGAGAAUACGCUGGAGGACCCGGCUCUCAGACAGAGGAAGAAAGAUCCAGCCAAAGGCGAGAAAUCCGAGCCAAAAAGCAAAAAAGAAGGUGUUUCAGAAAAAAGCAUCGAUCCUCCGUCCCUCCGAGACCCAAUCUACCAAUUUGGCGUCCUAGUUCCCUACCAAUUGCGUAAUGCUCAAUCGUCCUUCAACGACUCCUUGACAGACAUUGUCAACAUGGUGAACCUCCGGCAGGAACUCACCGAAUUGAUACAAAAAAUCGAAUCUACAGAAGCCUCGGGCAACGCCUCGGCCUCUACCUAA